Penicillium chermesinum is the source of this 585-nucleotide messenger RNA. RefSeq lists its product as uncharacterized. The record is from RefSeq and is a predicted model, not a curated record. The transcript has 3 exons. Bases 1 to 585 code for a protein of 194 amino acids. Lineage: Eukaryota; Fungi; Ascomycota; Eurotiomycetes; Eurotiales; Aspergillaceae. Gene Ontology annotation, cellular component: cytoplasm.
AUGACUGCCGCGGGAGUGUCGCCGUCAAGCUCCCCACGCCUCCCAAGUCCUCCCCCGUUCACGGAGGUCCAGAUCGGACCGCAAUCGCCUUCUGUGGGUGAGACUUUCGGCAAGGAUGCAGAGCUUCUGGGUUCCGCUGGGGACGACGAUGCUUCGACGCGCAGGAUUCGGCCUGGGACUCGGGCUGCAGACAUGGCUUCCGGACCUCCGUUAAUUCCCUUGUCGCAGCUUGAUUCUCCCUUCCAGCUGCAGGAACAUCUCAAGUCCUUAUAUCAUCACUUCACGAAACCCGAGGGAUCGGACACUGUGGUCCCUAUUAACCGCCAGGGCGUUGACCGGUCGCUCUGGCUUUACGAGUUAUGCCGAUUUCUUACGAUGAAAGUUAACAACCUGAUUAUCGCCUUCUUUGCCGAAACCCCUCCAUGCUCUGCCCAGACCUGCCCUGAGAUGCGCGCCUCCGAAUGGCAGUAUCUUUGCGCCGUGCACGAUCCACCCAAGUCAUGCUGCGCCAUUGAUUAUUGCUGCCACACCCUCGACUGGGCUACCAACACCCUCACCUCCCCAAAUACUUCCCCAGCCGAUUGA